AUGGCGAAUCUAAUUUCGUUUCAUGAUGUGGCUAAACAUAAGUGCAAGAACGAUUGUUGGAUUCUUAUCCAUGGAAAGCUUUCUCUUCUGUUUCUAAGACCAGUGAUUCCACAGGUCUAUGACAUCAGCACUUUCAUGGACGAGCAUCCCGGCGGUGACAAUGUUCUUCUCGCCGUCACCGGGAAGGACGCGUCGAUUGAUUUUGACGAUGUGAACCAUAGCAAUGAAGCAAAGGAGACAAUGAAGAAAUAUUUAAUCGGUGAAGUUGACCAGUCAACAGUUCCGGUGACGGCGAAGUAUAUUCCCCCGUGGGAGAAGGAAUCUACAACGGUAACCACAAAAGAGGAAUCUGCAAAUAAGACCCUUGUUUACUUGGUUCCUCUGUUGAUUCUCGGCCUUGCUUUCGUUCUCAGAUUCUACAACAACAAGCAGACAAGUUAA
This is a messenger RNA of Thlaspi arvense, 441 nucleotides long. Lineage: Eukaryota; Viridiplantae; Streptophyta; Magnoliopsida; Brassicales; Brassicaceae. The record is from the annotation of a GenBank genome assembly.